Molecule: messenger RNA, 4915 nt
Organism: Ostrea edulis (European flat oyster)
Lineage: Eukaryota; Metazoa; Mollusca; Bivalvia; Ostreida; Ostreidae
Product: sodium-dependent glucose transporter 1A-like
Exons: 6
Coding region: 1899-3569 (556 amino acids)
Source: RefSeq, a predicted model, not a curated record
GUUGGGUGGGUGGGGGAUAUUGGUGGUUAUAAAAGUACGCUUGUUCUUUCCAUUUUCUACCCAUAGGUUUCGCUGCUCGCUAUCACAUCUGUCAAUGGUGACAUUUCAAAAUUCUUGUAAAAUUUGUACAUUCAUAUACAGACGUUUAACCUAUAGAAUGAGAAUUCUUCUUAACUUCGCUUAAUCAAUAAAUUAUUUAUGAUGCAGAAUUUUAAAAUAAAAUUGUUUUACUGCUUGUAAACAAAUUCCCACAAUUUAGAUUUUAAUCAUAGUAAUGUAUUUUCUUCCGAUUUUUUUUUUUUUUUUUUUUUUUUUUUUUGUGUGUUGUCGUCGCUACAUCGAUCAAUCUUAAAUUAUGUUCCGUUUUCCGUUCCGUCUUCCGUUCCACGUUUUAGUAACACCCUCUUCAAAGGGGAUAUAGGCCAAUCCGAAAACAUGAGUUAUCUUUCCUUGAUCCGGGACGUAGUACGCUUGCGUAAGAGUAGUGUAAGACUUCCGGGUAGUAUAUUCGAGAAGCGUCAUUAUCAACAUUGCAGAAGGCUACAAAUAUAUUGCUGUAUAAUUUUACAGUAGUACAUUCAGCGAUAAAAGUUCUGCCACGAUGUACGUCUAGGUAUGUCGGACUGACGCCUCUGGAUUUUUGAAAAAGUCCAUCUCAUUGAUUGCAUAAUCAGGCUUCCAUACACCAUUAGAACAUCCGGAGCACGGUUUGCACAGUGUUGUGCAAUAUUCGCGUCCGAUGGUGUGAUAAGGUGACCCCUCUCAUAACUACGUUGAAAUGGUUAUCAGUAUUCUCCAACAGAAAUACACAGGUGUUUGAUUAGCGGUAAGUAAAUAGAUAACAGUUAGAUACUAUUGACAUUCAUGUCACGUCCAUAUCUACACCUAGGAUGAAGUAUGGAAGCGCAUCGCAACUUAAGGGGUUUUAUGAGAACGCUUUGAUAAACGUUUAGAGCCUGUUCAGAAUAUGUUUACAAAAUGCUUACAGCAUGUUUAUAAGUUAUUUAGAAUAUAUUUAGUGUAUGUUUACAAUAUAUUUACAGCAUGUUUACAGUGUAUUUACAGUAUAUUCACAGUAUAUAUACAGUAUGUUUACAUUAUCUAUACAUUAUGUUUACAGUAUAUUUUCAGUAUGUUUACAGUGUUUACAGUAUAUUUACAGUAUGUUUACAGUAAGGAAUAUUUGAAUGAUACUAUACUAUAUUAAUUGAGAGUUGAUACCCACUAUUGUUUCAUUUUAAUUCCAGAAUUGUGUUUUCAUUUUUAAAUGCUUAUGUUCAUUCAAAACAAAAUUGAGGACUCAAUUUAAUUGAGAUUUUAUACUUACGUAAAGAUUAUUGAUUAAUUUUCAUUACAUAAUUGUUUUUCCUUUUCGAAAUGCCUACUCAACCAAAGGUUUGAUUUCAAUGUAUGUUCAGGGAAUAUUCUGAUCUUUGAAACUUUUAAAACUACGAUAAAGAAACCUUAAAGGGGUUUGUGGGGUAUCAGGAAAAUGAUUAGAUAAUCAAACUACCAUCUAAAAUCUGUGAAUAAUUGUCUUAUUGUAUCAAUGUUACGAGGAAGAAUUUUUAAAGGCGUUUUGUGAUUAGUCACAAAAAUGAUUAUAUAUCUAAAAUCCAGCUACCAUUUACAUUCUCUGAUAUAUCAUCUCAUUUUUGAUAUGUCAUAAAGAUAGCGAUAAUUAACCCUGAAUGUGAAAAGUUUUGACUGUUUGCAAUAUUUUUUAAACAUUUUUAUCAUGAAGAAUAAAAUGCAUCAAAUUUUCUUCUAUUUGACAUCGCACCUGCUAACCGGAUGUGACGUUAGUCUUAUAGAGUAUUGGUAACUUGUUAUCAAUAAUCCCUCCUUAUCUCAGAGGAACGUCAUGUUGACCUCUAUUUUACACGUCUUUAUCUAAGAUGAAGGGUUCAGAAACAGAGAACUUGAGAAACGGCGAUAUCGCUGAGCAUGAUGACGACACAGAAACAGACAGCAUGCUGGUAAAAGACACUGACGAGAAAUUGUGCAAACGUGAUGAUGGAAAUGCUUUACAGAAGAAAAUCAGGAACGAUCCACCAAAGUUGACUACAGGCUCGAACUCCAGAAAAGAUGAAGAGAAACUAUGGAUCCGCCUGAAGAACGACAAACUCGUCAGAACGAAAUACAUAUUGACUACAGCGUACAUCGUGUCAUUCCUAACAUUAGGCUGGGUUGAGGGUCAGCUUGGCCCCACAUUUCCAGAACUUAGGGAGAUUGCGCACACAACACUAGAAAAAGGCUCCCUGUUCUUUACAAUGGUUACUGUGGGUUAUCUCCUAGGCUCUAUUGUCAUGGGUUACCUGUUUGAUAAACGAACACUGAACAGGGACCUACUGAUGUUUCUCGCCACAUUCGGGUACGGCGUCGUCACGGCCAUCGUUCCAUGGUGCGGAAAAUACGAGGUUAUGGUUAUUAUUCAUGUCAUCAAAGGAGCUUUUGGAGGCGCACUAGAUACGUGUGGAAAUGCGGGGAUGGUAGUGGUGUGGGGAAGCGAGGGUGACGCCUUCUUCAGUGCUCUACAUUUUUCAUUUGCUCUUGGUGGGAUUUUAUCUCCCUUAGCAACUGCACCGUAUUUGAAGUCACGUGAUGAUAGCGUAGAGAGUACCAUGAUGAAUAGAUCCACUGAUUUUUCUAAUUUCACAAAUCAAAGUUACUCUAAUGUUGAUAUAACUUGGGACAUGAAAAAUCGAACUAAUCUAAGUUUAAAUCAAACGUCUUCAGGUGACGAAACAUCAAUGGUUUACAUUCCAUACACCAUGACUACGGGACUUUGCAUUCUUACAUCACUUCCUUUUCUGGUCUUUUGUUGUAUGUCAUUUCAGAAAACUCUCGAAAGAGGAAAGGUAAAAGAAGAAGUCGCGAAUCGAAGAAAAGCACAAAGGCGUUUAAGAAUUCUGGGAUUUAUAAACAUGGUUAUUUACAUAGCAGUCUACGUUGCUGUGGAAAACUCUUUCGCGGGUUUCUUAACUACGUUUGUGAUGUCAGAAUUACACUGGACAAAUUCACAAGGCAGCUACAUCACUUCCGGCCACUGGGCCUCAUUCGCCACCGGGCGAUUUUUAGGAAUCUUUCUCGUAGGAUUUUUUCGUCCUCGAAAAAUGAUCUUCACGUUCAAUGUUAUGAUGCUAAUAUCACUGCUAGGCUUUUUGAUUGUGUCUUUCCAUGACGUCAUAAUAGGCGUAUGGAUAUUUACAUUGACAACAGGAUUCUCCAUGUCUGUGAUUUUCCCCACCGUGUUUAUGUGGACGGAACAGACAUUUCUGCAAGUGACAGGGAAGAUAGCAUCUAUCUUUCUCGUGGCUGCAUCUGUUGGUUUUAUGAUAAAUCCUCCACUUCUUGCCGUCCUAAUGGAGACGUUUUCCCCGAUGUGGUUUAGUUAUCUAUUGUUUGGCGAAACAGUCGCAUUAUUUGUGUUGUAUUUCGUGGGUUUGUACAUAUCUCGAAAGAUUUCGUCACUAGAAUCAAUCACAGCUGAUAUUGAACUCACUGUCUCCAACGAUGAUACGGAGAAACACAAAGGGGAAAAGCCUGGUUCUAGAAACGGCCAAUAGCAGGAUUGUUGUGUUAAUUAUAUACGGUCAGUUUACAGUACAGACUAAUUGCAUUAGUUUGCAGUACAUACUAGUGGUGUUUAGGUUAGUUUACAGUACAUACUAGUUGUUUUUGAAUUAGUUUACAGUACAUACUAGUUGUUUUUAAAUUACUUUACAGUACAUACUAGUUGUUUUUGGAUAGUUUACAGUACAUACUAGUUGUUUUUGGAUUAGUUUACAGUACAUACUAGUUGUUUGUUGAUUAGUUUACAGUACAUACUAGUUGUUUUUGGAUUGGUUUACAGUACAUACUAGUUGUUUUUGAAUUAGUUUACAGUACAUACUAGUUGUUUUUGGAUUAUAGUUUACAGUACAUACUAGUUGUUUUUGAAUUAGUUUACAGUACAUACUAGUUGUUUUUUAAUUAGUUUACAGUACAUACUAGUUGUUUUUGGAUUAGUUUACAGUACAUACUAGUUGUUUUUUGGAUAAGUUUACAGUACAUACUAGUUGUUUGUGGAUUAGUUUACAGUACAUACUAGUUGUUUUUGGAUUAGUUUACAGUACAUACUAGUUGUUUUUGGAUAGUUUACAUACAUACUAGUUGUUUUUGGAUUAGUUUACAGUACAUACUAGUUGUUUUUGGAUAGUUUACAGUACAUACUAGUUGUUUUUGGAUUAUAGUUUACAGUACAUACUAGUUGUUUUUGGAUAGUUUACAGUACAUACUAGUUGUUUUUGGAUUAUAGUUUACAGUACAUACUAGUUGAUUUUGGAUUAUAGUUUACAGUACAUACUAGUUGUUUUUGGAUUAGUUUACAGUACAUACUAGUUGUUUUUGGAUUAGUUUACAGUACAUACUAGUUGUUUUUGGAUAGUUUACAGUACAUACUAGUUGUUUUUGGAUUAUAGUUUACAGUACAUACUAGUUGAUUUUGGAUUAUAGUUUACAGUACAUACUAGUUGUUUUUGGAUUAGUUUACAGUACAUACUAGUUGUUUUUGGAUUAGUUUACAGUACAUACUAGUUGUUUUUGGAUUAGUUUACAGUACAUACUAGUUGUUUUUGGAUUAUAGUUUACAGUACAUACUAGUUGAUUUUGGAUUAUAGUUUACAGUACAUACUAGUUGUUUGUGGAUUAGUUUACAGUACAUACUAGUUGUUUUUGGAUUAGUUUACAGUACGUACUAGUUGUUUUUGGAUUAGUUUACCGUACAUACUAGUUGUUUUUGGAUUAUAGUUUACAGUACAUACUAGUUGUUAUUUGUUUAAAUAAUUACCAUAACAUAAAUCCUUGCCGGUAUUGUGCUGUAAAUGUGCAGAUGUCUGUAAUUACCAUGACAUAAAUUCUAUUUUUAAACUGA